AUGCCUUCAAUACACCCCGCAAAAAUUGUCUUCCGAAAGAUCCCUGUCAAAGUAACCGUAUACGGCAACAUCCUACUCUACAAUCUGACCAUCUCCGACCCCAACGAAUGUGCGACGGUGGCGGGUCCGAAUGCGAAUGCAACUAUCAUCAAAUACUUUCAAGACAAGGGCUAUUGCGAGAUCUACAACGGUGGGCUGUCUUACAGUUUGUCGACCUCUUGGUACGCAGGUGAGCGGUUCGAUGUGGUUGAGUUAAAUAACAGCAGUUUGUUGAUUUCAGUGACCGGCAAGGCGGCGUAUACGCAGUAUGUGCGGUCGCGUGGGAUGUGCUCUUGCGCUGACGGGACUGAUGGCGAGCGAGCGCUGAUCGAUUUUGGUGAGUAUGGUCUAAAUGGAAGCCCUUCCUGGAAGAAGAACCUUUGCCUUCCAGAAUUUUUGGUCGGCUACGCCCCUGUUUAUCAGUCUGCCGGGAAAAUAAUCAGCGCAAUGCCGCUACACCGAACAGGUCGCUAAAGUGAAAAGCAAUUCGAUUUUGCCGCGACGCAAUUCGUUUUCUUGGCGGCGCUGCGAUUUUCGGUGCGAUUUUGCGCUCACAAGCGAAGUACCCCAAGUGCAGCGCUCAGAUUUUGUUUAAAUUUUGCACACACGUCGGGCAUGGACUAGGUUUCAAUUCCUGAAAGUUUUGGCUCGCCGAGAGAGUAUGGCAAACGCCGAAUUUUGUGGAAACAUUACCCUCUAUGCUAGAAAUGGCCAUGAAAAUUUCCAUGCCAAAAAUCGCAAAAAAAUUUUAAAAUCUUCUCCGACUUUCGAUCUAAAAAUCUCAGAUGUUUCUGCAAAGCGCGAGUUUGGAUUCUCGCAUAAACUUUAGAAAAAAUUAGUCUAAAUUUGUGCCAAGUUUCAUCAAAAGCGCAAACUUGGGGUACUUCCGCUGUCAAUAUUUUCUCGACGGACUGAAAUCCCACUUCAAUUCACUCAAAAUUUUUUUUAACGUGUCUUUCCGUUUCUGGUUGUCCGCAACCCGCGCACGUCAAACUGAGGAGUCCGGUGACCGGAAUAGACUUUUCGCUAUCGGUUUUUUACACUUCGUCUUGAUUUCGCAGAGAAAGAGAGAAAAAAGACGCGCAAAAGCGUACUCUCUCGCCCUAAAAAUUCCCCAUUUCUUCCCCGACAAAACGUUUUUUCGCGUCUUUUUUUGGCAAAUUGCCAAUCCAUUCACCGGACUGUUUUAGAUUAUCUCAGUUUGACGUGCCGCGUCUUGCGAUAGCUUCCAAACAAUUCAACGAAUUUAAAAUUUGUUUUAGUCUACUAUGAAAACGCAUGCAUUCCCGCCUAUGAUUUUGCCUACGACAAAGCGACCAACUACUGUGUCGGUCAGGUAAGUUGAAAAAAUACCCAAACAGAGUUCCUUUCAGAGUUCCGCUCAAGGGGUGAGCGACAACUACGCGAAUGGAUACGGUUUGUGGAGAACGGGCGCUACCAGCAACUACACAUUGUUUUACAUGACCAGAGCGCGUAAGUACAGCACGUCGGGAAAAUAAUGAGCACAAUGUCGCAGCAAAAAUCGCAAAUUAAUUCCAGAAGCCACUCAAAUGACGAAAUAUACGUGCACCGCGGUCGUUUCGUACCGUGUUCCCUUCGGCGACACUUGGUAUUGCAUGUCGUUGGCGGCCGUCACCCCCAACAACUUUUCGCUUUGGUCCGACAACUAUUGUGGCCAAGUACUGACCGAUGGCUACGGCGUCAAAUUUGUGCAUCCUCUGGUUUAUGGCUUUGUCUAUGGUAAAUUUCUCAAUUAAAUUUUGAAGCCAUAUUUCUACUUUUUUUUAGCGUUUAUUCAAUUUUUUCAGUGUUCAGUCAAGCGAAAGGAGUAACGGGUCUAACAACAUACGAUGGGUCAACCUAUGUCUACAACGACAACUCCACGGUACCCAGUAAUUUGACGCUUCCCUGGGCCAGCGGAUAUCCGAAAGGAAACCCUUAUGUCUUUGUUACGAAACAGAUGAGUAAGUUUUGGUUUUCAGCUGACUAAAGCCAAAGUUUAAUUCACUUAUAGCGCUUCAAGACUCAAAUACGAACACUGGAAAUUACUUGAAUUGUAUGGGACCUGUUCAAUUGCGGUAG
Messenger RNA from Bursaphelenchus xylophilus (pine wood nematode), 2121 nucleotides. Lineage: Eukaryota; Metazoa; Nematoda; Chromadorea; Rhabditida; Aphelenchoididae. The record is from the annotation of a GenBank genome assembly.